CGACGCCUGCCUGUUGCUGGGUGCGCCAUGGCUGAGGGGACAGGCUGCGAGGCGCCCAAGGCAUGCUUGGCCAAGAUAGUGAUGGUGGGUGACUCCUUCGUGGGGAAAACCUCUGUCCUGCGGCGAUACACCGACCUUUGCCCCACUGCCCGGGGGCCGCCGCCUUCCUAUCUCACCACCGUCGGCAUUGAUUUUAAAGUGAAAACAAUUUCAUGUGAUAACACAACUAUGAAACUUCAAAUAUGGGAUACAGCUGGCCAGGAAAGAUUUCAUACGUUUACUACUAAUUUUUUUCGAGGAGCACAUGGAUUUGUUCUUGUUUAUGAUAUCACAGAUGCAAAAAGCUUUCAAGGAAUUUCACACUGGAUGAAAGAUAUAUAUGAGAAAGUAGGUGAAAAUACAGACAUAAUAUUGCUGGGUAACAAGUGCGAUAAGGAGGCAGAACGUGUAAUUUCAAAAAACAGAGGAGAAAAGCUUGCUUGGGAAUAUGGAAUACCUUUCUUUGAAACCAGUGCAAAGGAUAAUAUAAAUAUUGAAAAUGCAUUUUCAGUUCUAGCCAAAGAAAUAUUGAACAAGAAUUCCUGUGUAUUUCUUGACUUAGACGUGGUGGACCUAAAUGAAAAACUACAAACAAGAUCUUGCUGUAAAUUGUGACUGUACAAAGAAAGAAAAAGCUACUAAUAUUGGUAACUUGGUAUAUAUCAAAGCCUUGAAUCCCUAACAUAUAAAUUACUCAAUUAAAGUACUGAUACUAACUAACAAAUGAACAGGUUCUUUAUCCAUUGUCAUUUUAUUUAUUUGCUGUUAUAAACCAAAUAUUAGAUUUACAUUAUACAUCAUGACUGUAAAAGUUAUUCAGAAUGGAAGAGUAAAAAAAAAAUACAAAUGAUCUUUGAAUGUUGGCCAUCAUAGCUUGUUUAUGCAAUAAAUCUAAAACG
This is a messenger RNA of Protobothrops mucrosquamatus (brown spotted pit viper), 938 nucleotides long. RefSeq names its product ras-related protein Rab-10. The transcript is spliced from 6 exons. The record is from RefSeq and is a predicted model, not a curated record. The coding region runs from base 28 to 654 and encodes 208 amino acids. Gene Ontology annotation, cellular component: Golgi apparatus; recycling endosome; insulin-responsive compartment. Gene Ontology annotation, biological process: cellular response to insulin stimulus. Gene Ontology annotation, molecular function: GTPase activity; GTP binding. Lineage: Eukaryota; Metazoa; Chordata; Lepidosauria; Squamata; Viperidae.